AUGGAAAAAUUGCUCUGCAGCAUCCUGGUGUUUGGAAUGGCUGUCACAGUCAAUGCUUGUCCCAAAUAUUGUGUCUGUCAGAACCUGUCUGAGUCACUGGGGACUUUGUGUCCCUCCAAGGGUCUCCUUUUUGUACCACUGGACAUAGAUCGAAGAACUGUUGAACUCCGUCUUGGGGGCAACUUUAUUAUUAAUAUCAGCAGACAAGAUUUUGCCAAUAUGUCUGGACUUGUUGACCUUACUUUGUCCAGAAACACCAUCAGUUACAUACAGCCCUAUUCAUUCACCGACUUGGAGAGCCUUCGGUCUUUACAUCUGGACAGCAACAGGCUACCUGACAUUGGAGAGGAUAUUUUGAGAGGCUUAAUUAACCUUCAGCAUUUGAUUUUGAACAACAACCAGCUAAGCAGCAUUUCUGAUGAAGCCUUUGAGGAUUUUUUGCUGACGUUAGAAGACUUAGACCUUUCCUACAAUAACCUCCGAAGCAUUCCCUGGGAAUCUAUAAGAAAGAUGAUAAACUUGCACCAGCUCAGUUUAGAUCACAACCUGAUAGAUUAUAUUACAGAGGGGACAUUUGCAGAUCUUCAGAAAUUGGCCAGAUUGGAUCUAACAUCCAACAGACUUCAGAAGCUCCCCCCUGAUCCUAUAUUUGCCAGAUCUCAAGUAAUUCCAUUAGCUGUUACCCCAUUUUCUCCACCUUUGUCUCUCAGCUUUGGGGGCAAUCCACUGCAUUGCAACUGUGAGCUACUGUGGUUAAGGCGACUUGACAGAGAUGACGAUAUGGAAACUUGUGCUUCUCCUCCAGGUCUAAAGGGAAGGUACUUCUGGUAUGUACGGGAGGAAGAAUUUGUUUGUGAGCCUCCUCUUAUUACACAACAUACUCACAAGUUGCUGGUUUUAGAAGGGCAAACUGCCACACUGAAAUGCAAAGCCAUUGGGGAUCCCACUCCCAUCAUUCAUUGGGUGGCCCCCGAUGAUCGUCUCAUUGGAAACUCUUCGAGGACAGCUGUCUAUGACAAUGGCACCUUAGAUAUACUCAUCACCACCUCCAAGGAUUAUGGAACUUUCACAUGCAUAGCAGCCAAUGCUGCUGGAGAGUCCACUGCAACAAUUGAGCUCUCAAUUGUUCAGCUCCCCCAUCUCAGCAAUGGCACAAGCCGAGCAGCUCCACCAAAAUCCAGGCUCUCGGACAUCACCAGCUCCACAAAGUCUAAUCGUGGGGAAACAAAAGGCCCACCAGAAAGGGCUGUCCUGGUGUCAGAUGUGACCACUACCUCAGCUUUGGUCAAGUGGACAGUGAGCAAGUCAGCCCCUCGGGUAAAAAUGUAUCAACUGCAGUAUAACUGCUCAGAUGAUGAAGUCCUGAUCUACAGGUAA
Molecule: messenger RNA, 1377 nt
Organism: Acanthisitta chloris (rifleman)
Lineage: Eukaryota; Metazoa; Chordata; Aves; Passeriformes; Acanthisittidae
Gene: LRFN2
Product: leucine rich repeat and fibronectin type III domain containing 2
Exons: 1
Coding region: 1-1377 (458 amino acids)
Cellular component (GO): postsynaptic density membrane; cell surface
Molecular function (GO): protein binding
Source: RefSeq, a predicted model, not a curated record